Messenger RNA from Salvia splendens (bonfire salvia), 1027 nucleotides. RefSeq names its product putative F-box/LRR-repeat protein At5g02930. NCBI's taxonomy places the organism in Eukaryota, Viridiplantae, Streptophyta, Magnoliopsida, Lamiales, Lamiaceae. The transcript has 4 exons. The coding region runs from base 35 to 1027 and encodes 330 amino acids. Gene Ontology annotation, molecular function: protein binding. The record is from RefSeq and is a predicted model, not a curated record.
CCCAUUCUUCUUGGAUAGAUCAAAGCCUCGUGGGAUGAUGCAUGAAGAUAGAAUCACCGAUUUGCCGAGUGAUAUUCUCGUAUCUAUAAUCUCUCGAUUAACAAUCCAUGAAGCGACUUCUACUAGUAUACUUUCAUCUCGUUGGCGACAUCUUCAUGCCUACAACACUCAUCUCAAUUUCACAAAAUAUGCAAUCGGUGAAAUGGAUCGAAUCAUUUACAGGAGUCAGUAUGACCUAGAUAGAGUAGUCAAUCAUGUCUUGAAUUCACAUAGAGGCAGUCGGAUAAAAGAGUUUACGUUUGACCUUCAUAGAUGUGGUGUGUUUUAUGAGAUUGAGAGGUACUUCGAGUUUGCCCUAACUAGGAAAGCCGAAAUGAUUCAUAUUUCACCAGGCCGUCUUACAUUUCGUAGACUUCCAGAUAGGAAUGGUCUUGAAUGUCUUAAAGAUCUAUCUCUAAUUAGCAUUGAAAUGAGUGAUCAAUACUUUCAGUUUGUGGUCUCCAAUUGUCCUAUUCUAGAAUGUUUGACAGUUAAAAAUUGUAGCAAGUUGGAAAAUGUGGCAAUAGUUGGCCCCUCCAAAUUGAAGCGUUUGAACUUGUCUUUUCUUUCGGGAAUUAGAUCCAUGGUGAUUCGCAACGCUAUUAGUUUGGUUUCUCUGACAUGCUUUGAAUGCAGAAGAGAAUGUAGUGUGCAACUAAGUAAUAUCCCGAAGCUUACGAAACUCAAUCUUAGAGACAGUCGUUAUAGUCGAACUCAAGUUGAGUUCAUUUCCCAAAUGCCAUAUUGCAUACGCGACCAACUCCAACUACUGCGCCUCUCAUAUGCGUACUAUUCAUCUUCAGAUCUGUGCAAGUUGAAUCUUGAGUUGUUGAAUAAUUCGUGGCUUCAAUUCGUAAAUAUGAAAUAUCUAGAAUUGGUGAUAGAUAAGACGACCAUACAUGACUACUAUUAUGUUUCACGAUAUGCUUGUCGUUGGGUUGCAGCAUUUUGUACCCUGGAAGAUGUCGGACACGACUGGGGAAGUUGA